AUGCGAAAACAUUUGACUUACAACACUUUUCCAAAGAUAGACCCCCAGCCCGACGAUGGCGACGACGUUGAACAGGAAUCCCCAACGCCCGUGAAACACUCCGCUGAAGAGGAGAGGCAGCUCGUCCGCAAGCUGGACUUGCGAAUUCUCCCAAUAGCAUGCUUGCUCUACCUCUUCGCGUACCUCGACCGUUCAAAUUUGGGGAAUGCCCGGUUACAAGGCCUACCUGAAGAUGUACUGGGUGGUGACAAGACCGGAGAGCUGUUCGACUGGGUCGUCUCUUCGUUCUACUUUUCCUAUAUUCUCUUCCAAAUUCCCGCCACCAUUAUAUCCAAGCUUUUCCCGCCAAAGGUAUGGAUGGCGUGUGCGGCAGUAGGAUGGGGAACAGCGUCCACCCUAAUGUCCACUGCGACCGGCUUCUCCACUCUCGUCGUAUGUCGCCUCCUCAUCGGUGUUUUCGAAGCGGGUUUCGGUCCAUCUCUGCCUUUGUAUUUUUCGUAUUUCUAUACCAAAGAGGAAAUGGGCUUGAGGAUGGCGUAUUGGUUUGGUUUCGCAACCGUCGCUGGAAGCAUCGGCGGCUUCAUUGCAUACGGUAUCCAGCAUAUUCAAACGACCAUCCCACACUGGAAAUUGCUCUUCAUUGUCGAGGGUAUCCCUCCCAUCCUUCUAGGAAUCUUGACCCUUUUCAUCCUUCCCAAUCGACCGGAAUCCACUUCGUUUUUCAAUGACAGAGAACGGAAGAUUGCCCUUGCAAGAAUGAACCGGGCGACUCGAGGUGAUGUUGGUGCCACAGUCAACAAAGCCCACAUUCUCCUUGCCUUCCAGGACUGGAGAGUAUACACCGGAGGUGUCAUUUAUUUUGGUUUGAACUGCGCUUUAGCGUCAAUUUCGGCCUUCUUGCCUACUAUCAUCACCACCUUUGGAUACACAAAUGCCCUUGCACAACUAUUGACGGUACCUCCGUAUAUCACGGCCUCCUUCGUCUUGAUCUCGUUCUCUUGGGCAUCCGACAAGCUUCAGAGCAGAGGAAUCUUCAUGUCGAUUGCGUGUUGUAUUAGCGGCAUUGGCUAUCUAAUCUUGUUGGCUGCCACCAACGUCCAUGUACGGUACUUUGCAACGUUCUGCAUUACCAGCGGGACCUAUACCACUAUCGGGAUAACCAUUGCUUGGUUCGCGCAUAACCUUGGAUCUGAAACGAAGAAAGCGACAGGGAUGCCGAUGUUCAUGGCUAUUGGCCAAUGUGGAAGCAUCUUGGGGUCGCAUAUCUUCCCGAAGGCAGAGGGACCGUCGUAUACGAGAGGAUUUGCGAUUUCUUGUUCACUGGCCUUUUUGGCUGCAAUUUGCUCGGGGUUGCUAUCGUUGUCGUACAGAAGAGAGAACGCGCUUAGGGAUAAGGUGUACGGAAAGGUAGACCCGGAUGCCCCAGUCGACACCCGUGAACUGGCCGAUGAGGCUCCCGGUUUCCGCUACGUCCCAUAA
This is a messenger RNA of Coprinopsis cinerea okayama7#130, 1479 nucleotides long. RefSeq lists its product as hypothetical. The transcript has 16 exons. Lineage: Eukaryota; Fungi; Basidiomycota; Agaricomycetes; Agaricales; Psathyrellaceae. The record is from RefSeq and is a predicted model, not a curated record. Gene Ontology annotation, cellular component: membrane. Gene Ontology annotation, biological process: transmembrane transport. Gene Ontology annotation, molecular function: transmembrane transporter activity. Bases 1 to 1479 code for a protein of 492 amino acids.